AUGAGACGAGUUUUGAGAGUGGCUAUUAUAAUAAGGGCACUUAGCUAUUGCUGUCAUUUGUUUCAACCACUUGUGAAUAUCUUCUGUUUGAAGGCUUCACAGGCUGAGUCAAUGUCACAUGAUUUAACCUCAGCCGUUGAUCCAACUUCAACUGAAAGCAGAAUGGCAGCGGAAGAAGAUAAGUGGUCAGAUCUGCCUCAUGAACUACUUUCGAAAAUUGCGGGUGAACUAGGGCUCAUGGACUUUCUCAGUUUCCGAUGUGUCUGCAAAGACUGGCACAUUGCUUCUUCAAAAGUGUCACAUGAAGAUAAAUCUUCCAAGUCUGAACCUUGGUUACUCGUUUACGAAGGAGAAGGUUCUCAGUGUUCGUUGCAUAGCAGCAAGCAUAAACGCUACAUCAGCCACAUCCAAGAACUGGAAGGGGCAGCAUGCCUUGCAUCGCAUGAAGGAUGGUUACUUCUGUUUCGUGAGGGCUCUUUGUUCUUUUUUUGCCCAUUUUCAAAGGCAAAAAUAGAGCUUCCAAAUUGUCCAAUAACCGAAGUAACUGACCAUAUUGCAGCAUUUUCAUCUGCCCCCACUGCUCAAGAUUGCAGUGUUGUUGUGCUUAACCAGUUGAAUGCUUUUGAGUUACAACUGUUCAUGCUUUGCAGGGGAGAGAAUGCGUGGAGCAAGCACUCCUAUGCGGGUUAUCCUUUCAAAAGAAUGAGGACAGCUGUGUUCUACAAAGAGAAGGAGUUUCACUUUUUGGACGAGGGGGAUGGUUUGGUUAGCUUCGAUGCUUCUGAAAGCCCUCAAUGGAAGAGUUUUGUUGUGCGUGUGCAGGAAUCAGAAAGUACACCUUCGGAUGUGGUAUUGAACUACGUGAUAAGUAAGAACUUUUUUCAACGCCAUAAUAAUGAGCGUAGUGGUAACUUGAGAUUCUUAGAGGCAAAUGAUUCAAUUUCUACGGUGGGAACAACAGUUCCACGCCAUACCGGUAAUUUUGACCUGUUAAUUGGGAGUGAACGCAUAGAGGCACCCAAGCAAUCAGAAAGCCGUCAUCUUAAAGGGGUAUGGAUCCAACCUAAAUAUUGCUAUGUUCCUCCAGAUCAGACAUGGUAA
Messenger RNA from Vigna unguiculata (cowpea), 1101 nucleotides. RefSeq names its product F-box/kelch-repeat protein At1g57790-like. The record is from RefSeq and is a predicted model, not a curated record. Gene Ontology annotation, molecular function: protein binding. Lineage: Eukaryota; Viridiplantae; Streptophyta; Magnoliopsida; Fabales; Fabaceae.